Acanthochromis polyacanthus (spiny chromis) is the source of this 3028-nucleotide messenger RNA. Its product is annotated as Na(+)/H(+) exchange regulatory cofactor NHE-RF1-like. Gene Ontology annotation, cellular component: apical plasma membrane. Gene Ontology annotation, biological process: protein localization to plasma membrane. The transcript is spliced from 5 exons. Bases 447 to 1814 code for a protein of 455 amino acids. The record is from RefSeq and is a predicted model, not a curated record. Gene Ontology annotation, molecular function: protein-membrane adaptor activity; signaling receptor binding. Lineage: Eukaryota; Metazoa; Chordata; Actinopteri; Pomacentridae.
UCAUUCAUCUUCCUGGACAACUUCGGUUAGCAGGAGUUCCUCCCCGCUCUGAACAGCAGCCGGCGGGGCUGUUCGUGGACGCACCUCCCUCUUCCUGAGUGGCUUUUCCACUUCAGCAGCAGCUCUGAAAGGCAGAAACCGCUCAGAGUUUAUUCAGCCUCAGCUCAGUCUCCGGGUCAGGACCCUCCGAGCUCACAGGAGACCCACCGAGGAGGACCGGACCGGACCGCACCGGACCGGGUGUACAAGUGGACCCGAGUGGCACAACACCAGGACGCACCGUUUCCCACGGGCUGAUCUCCCCAGCAGGGCGGGGGUUGGUGUUUUUUUCCUACAGGGGGACCUUUCAUCCACACCCCCUCCUCAGCAGCAUCCUGAGGAGCUUUUCUGCUCAUUUCCACUGUGACCAAGCAACAGGUUGAGCAGCGCCGCCGAGAGAAGCCACCAUGCCGAGCAAGAGCCAGGUUCUGCGGCCGCGGAUGUGCACGCUGGAGAAGGGCGACAACGGCUACGGCUUCCACCUCCACGGGGAGAAAGGUAAGACCGGCCAGUUCAUCCGUCUGGUGGAGUCCGACAGCCCGGCUGAGACGUCCGGGCUCCGCGCCGGUGACCGCCUGGUGUUCGUGAACGGGGAGGACGUGGAGAACGAGAGCCACCAGCAGGUUGUGUCCCGGAUACGAGCCACCGAGGGCCGGCUGGAGCUCAUCGUGGUGGACCCGGACACGGAGCAGCUGCUGAAGAAGCACAACAUCAAGUGCCUGAAGGGCUUCGUCACCGACGGUGUCCCGUUACCGUUCGACGAGGAGGAGGAAGAAGAGGCGGCGGAGGAGAAGGAGGUGGUGGUGGUGCAGGCACCGGAGGAGGAGGAGGAGGAGGAGGAGCAGGAGCAGGAGGAACAGGGGGGAGAGGAGGAAGAGGCGGCGAAGGAGGUGCCGGAGGAUGCGGAGCUGGACGGGACAGACAGCGGGGAUGAGCGGCACGCCAAGCGGGAGGAGGUGGAGGAGGAGCAGGAGGAGACACCCCGGGAGUCCACGCCGGUCCCGGAGAGUAACGGAGAGAUCCACGGACAAGUCGAGGAGAAGCUGAUCAUCAGCUCCGAAAAGGAGGUGUCCACUGAGCUGAGGCCUCGUCUCUGUGUGAUCCAGCGAGGCCCCAGCGGAUAUGGCUUCAACCUGCACAGUGAGCGGGCGCGGCCGGGGCAGUACAUCCGAGCUGUGGAUGAAGACUCUCCAGCAGAGAGGGAAGGCCUGCAGCCCAAAGACAGGAUAGUGCAGGUGAACGACGUGUCAGUGGAGGGGAAGACGCAUUCAGAAGUAGUUGCUGCCAUUAAAGCUGGCGGUCAUGAGACCCGGCUGCUGGUGGUCAACCCGGAAACAGACGCCUUCUUCAAGAGGUGCCGAGUGACCCCCACCUCCCAACAUCUGACCGGUCCGCUACCAGAGCCUGUCAUUAACGGAGGGAUGGAGGAGAAGGUGAAUGGUAGAGUGGCCAAAGAGGCGGAGAGGGACUCGAAGCUGUCCGUUAGUCCGUCUCCAUCCAACGCCUCGUCCAACGCCUCGCUCACAACCCCGCCAGCAAACACCCCUCCUGAGGUACGACGCACAAAAUACACCACAGCAGCAUGUUCUCACCGAAAUCUGUUCUCUAUCACCAUCUUUUUGUCCUUGUUUCUUCAGGGUCCAAUCACAGAUGCCAUCCCAGCUCUCAAUAUGACCCUGCAGCAGGUCAAAGAGCUCGCCCACCAGAAACGCUCCAACAAGAGAGCCCCGCCAAUGGACUGGACCAAGAAAAAUGAACUCUUCAGCAACCUAUAGGGCUCCUCACUUCACCUGGCACACAUACACACACACACACACACACACACACACACUUUUAUUUUGUAGGGAUGCUUACCAGAAGACAUCAAAAAGAUCAUUUUGUUAAUCACCAUGACAACGAAAGAGAAUUUUAACUAAAGGCGCCAGACAAGCCAUUGUGUAAAAUAUAUCAUUUUUCUUCUAUUAUUAUUGUUGUUACUCCACGUGUUAUUAUAACCCAGAUAUUAAACGGUAUAAUGUGCUACUAACAUGAAAGAUACAUUUGCCAAUGAAAGAGAACUGGACCGUGUUGAAAAUGUGAAAGGUCGGUCUUUUUUAAAAGUUUAUACUAACAUUUAAAACACUGAAGUGUCUUCUGUUAGAGCAACAACAUUAAAAAAAAGACAGCCAGACAAUCAAUUCCUUUAUCUCUAUUUUGCUUUAUGAUCAGUUUUUCAUGAUUAAACAGCUGACAGAAGAGUUAAAAUCACUUUCAUUGCUUUUAUUUCAUUUGUGUAGUAAUCUUCUCUUAUUAACUUUUUGAGAAAUAUCACAUUAGAGCUCUAUUUGUUGUACUUUUGAAGAAUCAUAUGAUUCCAAAAUAAAGGAUGUCGCUUCCUUUAUAAACUGAUUUCUAAUAUGAAUCUCUGAUCUCUGUUUUGGGAAAUACUUGCUGAUGGCUUUAAACUGGAAAUAACUGUAUUUUAAUGUAUGUAUAUAUAUAUAAAUAUAUAUCAUAUACCAUGUAUAUUUUUACACUUUUGACAUAAAUUCAUCUCUGAAACGAAGGUUAAAUCCCGUGCUGCCACUCAUCCGCGCUUUGUCUGGUCCACACUUUAUUGAAUGUGAACUACAGUAUAUUGUGACUAACUUAUCCCACCUUUUAUCAGCUGUCAUUGCUGCUGUGAAUGGCUCCUCAGUUCACAUAUUUAGAAUAUUGAAUAUUUUUAUUGCUCCAACAGAAAUGAAAAUUUAUGAGAUUUUUACAUGUUUCUGUUGAUGUCUUAAAAACGAUAACUGUGUAACUUUUAGAUCACCAGAAGGAAUGUCUGUGCUUGGGUAGAUUGUAUGCAUUUGUCCAGUAUUGACAACAGUGAUCAUUUUAAAACCAAAUGGCUGAAUCUAUGAAGAGUUUUUUGUAGUUACUGUUAGCAGUAAACAUUUUAUUUACUGUAAUGUCAGUCUUGAGCAUUAUCCUGUUAUUUGAGAAUUAAUAAAACUAUUCUCCAGUG